AUGGAUAUGUUUUUGUUAAAUAAAAAAUUAAUUCUACUUCCAAUUCGCAAUUUAAAAAUUUUAUGUAUGUGCAGAUUUCUUUAUUCUUACUUAAUGAAUAAUUUUUUCUUCUUAGAGAAAAAAUAUUUCAUCAGAAACCUAAAUUAUUCAGAUAUUAUUGAUUAUCAAAGAUACUUGUAUAAUAAUGAAAUAAAAGAUAAUUUUAUUUUUUUAAAAAAAAAAAAAAAUAUGUCAAAUACAAAUUCCAAAAAAAAUGUAGAAGAAAAAAUAAAUGUUAGAAUUACAAGUGAUGAAAAUGGAAAUGAAAUUAGAAGUGAUAAAAAUAGAAAUAAUAAAAUUGAAAAUAACGAAAUAGAUAAGGAUGAAAUAGAUAAAGAUGAAAUAAAUAAAGAAAUAAUAAUAAAUGAAAAAAUAAAAAAAUAUAAAAUUAUAAAUAAUGAACUUCAAGAUGAUAUAUUCUCUAAUAAUGAAGCAGAAAAAAAUUAUUGUUUACUUAAUAAAGAGAAAGUUUUAAAUUCAUUGAACUAUAAAAAUUUUACUCACUAUAAUUUUGAUCCAUCUCUAAAAGCAAAAAAGAUUCAAAUUUAUUAUAAUUGUGAAAUGUAUGAUAUGGAAAGAAAAAUUAAAAAAAUAAAAAAUCUUUUAUCAAGUGGUUAUCCAGUGGAUAUUCUCUUAAUUUACAACACUGAUAAUAGUAUCAACAAAAACUUAAAAAAAAACAAAAAAUUUAAAGAAGAUGAAAAUGAAAAUAAUAGAAAUUUUGAAAUUAAUAAAAUAAAAAGAUUUGUUGAAACACAAGAAAUGAAACAAACGAAAUACUCUUUACAUGUAUACAUUAAAAUAAAUUUAAUAUUAAAUCAUUUAAAAAGUAUUUCUACUGUAGAUCAGAUUUUUAGACAUUUUAAAAACAGAAACCAUAUUAUUCUAAUUAAAACAUAUCCUAAGUGA
Messenger RNA from Plasmodium relictum, 948 nucleotides. RefSeq names its product translation initiation factor IF-3, putative (gene IF3b). Gene Ontology annotation, biological process: translational initiation. The transcript has a single exon. NCBI's taxonomy places the organism in Eukaryota, Apicomplexa, Aconoidasida, Haemosporida, Plasmodiidae. The coding region runs from base 1 to 948 and encodes 315 amino acids. The record is from RefSeq and is a predicted model, not a curated record.